Messenger RNA from Manihot esculenta (cassava), 972 nucleotides. Its product is annotated as rhodanese-like domain-containing protein 9, chloroplastic. The record is from RefSeq and is a predicted model, not a curated record. Gene Ontology annotation, cellular component: chloroplast. Lineage: Eukaryota; Viridiplantae; Streptophyta; Magnoliopsida; Malpighiales; Euphorbiaceae. The transcript is spliced from 6 exons. The coding region runs from base 101 to 808 and encodes 235 amino acids.
CAACAGCCCAUUGCCCCUCUCGAAUUUCAUGGGCCACUCGUAUAAAUCAAACUGAUACACUCUCUCCAGAAACCAGGAGAGGGUCCUGGAACUGUUAACAAUGGCUGGGAUUGCUUCCUCUUGCUUAACUCUCUCUUCCACAAGCAAGUUCAGGACAUCUUGGUUGGAUUUUGGGACUCAUCCUGCGAGAAACAUCCCAGGGAAAACAAAUUCUUGGAGAAAGCUUGGAAUUAGAGCUGAAGUGAGCUAUGUAAAUUCAGAAGAAGCAAAGAAACUUGUAGAAACUGAAGGAUAUGUUGUAGUGGAUGUGAGGGACAGAACUCAAUAUGAACGAGCUCAUAUAAAAUCAUGUCAUCAUGUCCCUCUUUUUAUUGAAAACAAAGACAAUGACUUGGGCACCAUCAUAAAAAGGACAGUGCAUAACAAUUUCUCGGGUUUGUUCUUUGGAUUGCCAUUUACCAAGCCAAAUCCUGAAUUUGUGGAAGCUGUGAAGAGCCAGUUUUCACCUGAAAGUAAACUGUUACUUGUAUGCCAAGAAGGGUUAAGGUCUACAGCAGCAGCCAACAAAUUAGAGCAAGCUGGUUUCCAAAACAUAGCAUGCAUAACGUCAGGCCUUCAAUCCGUGAAACCAGGAACAUUUGAUUCUGAAGGCUCAACAGAGUUGCAAAACGCUGGCAAAGCUGGUUUGAUAACUAUUCAAGGGAAGAUCUCAGCUGUACUUGGAACUGUGCUUAUCUGUGCAUAUCUAUUCAUCACUUUCUUCCCUGACCAAGCAGAGAAGCUGUUUCAACUGGCCCCAGCUAGUUAAACCUCACAUUUGUGCAUUUUGUAGAAUGAUUGAUGAAACACAGGUGCUCAAACACUACCAAUGUAAGAUCCAAAAUGGGAAGGGGAGAGAUGAUGUUUGUGGGUAUCUGUAAGCAAUCAUGCAGGCUUUGCCCAUCAUUUGAAUACAUAAAAUUUAUUUAUGCA